Molecule: messenger RNA, 6676 nt
Organism: Brassica napus (rape)
Lineage: Eukaryota; Viridiplantae; Streptophyta; Magnoliopsida; Brassicales; Brassicaceae
Product: glycine-rich protein DOT1-like
Exons: 1
Coding region: 5070-5393 (107 amino acids)
Source: RefSeq, a predicted model, not a curated record
AUAAUUUUUUUUUAUUUUCUUGAUAUAAAAAUAAUUUUAUGAUAUUAUUAAAUAAAAUAAAUUAAUUAUAUAUUUUUAUUAAUUUUAUAAAUUAUAAUUGUAAAUGCAAAUGCUCUUUUAAAAACUUCAUUUGAGAGCAUUGGUCAGAGAUCAUUUGGAGAGCAUUAGCAUUUAGUAAAUGUUUUUUUAAAUGCUUUUCUAACAAUUGUUAAUUGGAUAAUAUAAAACAUAAUGCUAAUGUUAAUGCUCUACCAAUCAAGGUCUUAAUCAUAUUCCUGGGCUAAGCAUGUACUGUUUAGUUGUAUUUGACUUGCGUGCGUAGGGAAAAUCCGCAUUAAGAGUCUUUCAAAAUAAUUUCUCAAAAAUCAAAUAACUUAUCUCAAAGUUUUUUGUUUGGAAAUUCUGCCAUGAAUCUUUUCAAAUUCUUAAAACUUUUUUAAAAAGUUACUAUAAAGUUACAUGGAUCAUACAUACGUCAUACGUGAAAGUGUGAAAUCUUUUUCUCGUUUACAUAGAGUUGUAAGAGAAGCUAUUUUCUAAUAUGGUUUCUAUUUCAGGUAUGACUUAUUUAACUGCCAUAAACAAUUCAAGCAUUGCGUAAACAGACUAAGCAGAACAAUCAAACAAUAUUCUAAUGGCACAAAAAUUGGCUUUUAAACCAAAUGUCCUUACCAACCGUCUACAGUGGAAUCGAUUAUUUUCUUCAGUAAAAUAGGUAAUUAUUGAACUCUUUGUUUCAUUCAUGUUGAACAUGUGAUUAUGCUAUGAAUUCAAUGUCACUAUAACUAACAUAUGAAUGAUCUUGUGCAGGUAAUAUUUUUAAACAUCUGGUGCCAGGAAAGGCAGCAGUGGUGAAGGUGAAUUUUGCUCGGACACAAAGGAUGGCCUUGGAACCAAAGUUGGCAUAUUCAUAAACAAAGAAGAUCUAAAGUGUCUGCCACUUUAAACUAAAACAUGAGUCUAUCUCUCUCUGACACACACACAAAUAUCAAUACUCAUUUGAGGGAUGAGAAUUUUGUUGUUGUUGUUACCAUAAGCCCCUCGUGGUCAUCCAAUAAGAGUAUCUCAAAUGGUAAACUUUAUCUUUUUUUCAAAAAGUUUUUAAAUAAAAAAUGAAACAACACAUUUUCCUAUGUUUUGUUUCAUUUUUUUUAUAAAAAAUAAAUUAAACAUAUUCCAUCACCACUUUAUGAAUAAUUAUUAAUUAAAUUUUAUAAUUUUUUAAAUUUAUUAAUUUUACCCAACUGUUUUGUUUUAAAACUAUCCGACACAAUUACUAUUUAUUAUAGGUUAAACAUUAUCAUAUGAUACAAUUACUACACAACAUAAAUAAACAAAUAACAUUACACUUAAUAAAGAAACAGCAAGUAUAUUUAAGUAAAAGUAACACUUAGCAUUUAUAUUCGACACAAUUCUUCGCUAUCAACAUCUAUUAGAUAAAAAUAAUAAUAAAAUUUUGAAAUUAAAUGAGUGAUACUUAUAACUUAUUUAAAUAAAAAUAACAGCAAGUUAAAGUUAAUGAUUAGUUUGUAAUUAAAAAGUUCAUCUUUAAAAAUGAAGAAUAUAACAUCAUAACUGUUAAAUAUUCAAAUUUUGAAGAUAUGAAAAAAUGAAAUAUCACUAGAAAAGAAAACAGAGAAAAGUGAAAUAUGAAACACAAUUGAAAAUACUCUAAAACUUAUUCUUUGCGACUUUUAUUAAACUUUGACUUCUCAUCACUAACCAGCAAGUUCUCUGAGUCAUAUUCUAUCUCACUCAAUCUUAACAACAUCCAUUAGACCGAGCAUUACUAUAACUUAUAUGGACUUGAAUCUGAUAGGUGCAUUAGUUGUUCAUUUGAUCUUAGCUAGUCAAUAUAUUGCAUGAGAAAACUUAGUUCAUACCAAGGCCACCACAAGUGUUGACAAUCUCGCCAUAGGUACGUAUAACACUCAACUUACUCCCGAAUUCAAAGAUACUUUUCACAACAAACCUUGAAUAAGGUGUCAUCGAUUCAAUGUCAAUUCCUUGAAGAUUACAUCGACUGCUUCAUCACGACCCAGUCGAUACGCCUUAUCGUAUAGCUUCCUGAUCAGAUCUUUCAUGAUCCAUGGUGAUGGCGUGGAUGCCCUUCUUACCAAACUCAACUCCACUAUCUUCAAGAUAAUUGUCUCAAAAGUUUUGGACAGGGCCGCUGAACAUGAAAAACAUGAGUUUUCAGUUCAUGUAUUGCGUGAAUGCAGGUACUCUUUUACUCUUCUAUUCUUCUUUUUAUUUGUUGUGUUUGAUGUUCAUGACUGAUUGUUUCAGGUUACUAGUGAAGAAGAUGUAUGUAACAAUGCAAUAAAUACAUUGUGAAUGCAGGUAUUAAUUUCAUUAAACUUCUAGUCUUAUCAUAAUGUUGUUUUGAUGAACAUUAUUUGGUUUGUUUAUUUCAGGUACAUACUAUAUUACUGAAGAAGAAUACAUACUGGACAUUUCUCUUAUGUGUUUUGUGAUUUUGUAAAUAACAACAAAACGAAAGUCAUUUCAUUUCUAAAGGAUAGUAUGUUUCUUCUCUCCUCUGUAUCCUUGUUAGCUUGUUGAAUGGUCUCUCAGUCUCGGUUGGUCUUUUAGUGCUUCAACUUUGUUCUGUUUCGAUUUCCUAGGUAGCAUACUCUGUUUAUAUUCGACACAAUUCUUCGCUAUCAACAUCUAUUAGAUAAAAAUAAUAAAAAUUUUGAAAUUAAAUGAGUGAUACUUAUAUUUCAUUUAAAUAAAAAUAACAACAAGUUAAAGUUAAUGAUUAGUUUGUAAUUAAAAAGUUCAUCUUUAAAAAUGAAGAAUAUAACAUCAUAACUGUUAAAUAUUCAAAUUUUGAAGAUAUGAAAAAAUGAAAUAUCACUAGAAAAGAAAACAGAGAAAGUGAAAUAUGAAACACAAUUGAAAAUACUCUAAAACUUAUGCUUUGCGACUUUUAUUAAACUUUGACUUCUCAUCACUAACCAACAAGUUCUCUGAGUCAUAUUUUAUCUCACUCAAUCUUAACAACAUCCAUUAGACCGAGCAUGGUUAUACUAUAACUUAUAUGGACUUGAAUCUGAUAGGUGCAUUAGUUGUUCAUUUGAUCUUGGCUAGUCAAUAUAUUGCAUGAGAAAACUUAGUUCAUACCAAGGCCACCACAAGUGUUGACAAUCUCGCCAUAGGUACGUCUAACACUCAACUUACUCCCGAAUUCAAAGAUACUUUUCACAACAAACCUUGAAUAAGGUGUCAUCGAUUCAAUGUCAAUUCCUUGAAGAUUACAUCGACUGCUUCAUCACGAACCAGUCGAUACGCCUUAUCGUAUAGCUUCCUGAUCAGAUCUUUCAUGAUCCAUGGUGAUGGCGUGGAUGCCCUUCUUACCAAACUCAACUCCACUAUCUCCAAGAUAAUUGUCUCAAAAGUUUUGGACAGGGCCGCUGAACAUGAAAAACAUGAGUUUGCAGUUCAUGUGUUGCGUGAAUGCAGGUACUCUUUUACUCUUCUAUUCUUCUUUUUAUUUGUUGCGUUUGAUGUUCAUGACUGAUUGUUUCAGGUUACUAGUGAAGAAGAUGUAUGUAACAAUGCAAUAAAUACAUUGUGAAUGCAGGUAUUAAUUUUAUUAAACUUCUAGUCUCAUAAUGUUGUUUUGAUGUACAUUAUUUGGUUUGUUUAUUUCAGGUACAUACUAUACUACUGAAGAAGAAGACAUACUGGACAUUUCUCUUAUGUGUUUUGUGAUUUUGUAAAUAACAACAAAACGAAAGUCAUUUCAUUUCUAAAGGAUAGUAUGUUUCUUCUCUCCUAUGUAUCCUUGUUAGCUUUUUGAAUGGUCUCUCAGUCUCGGUUGGUCUUUUAGUGCUUCAACUUUGUUCUGUUUCGAUUUCCUAGGUAGCAUACUCUGUUUAUUGCCGCUCUGUCUAGUUUUUUUUAUGAUCUUCUUUGUUUGUCAUCUCCUUCCUGCCUUGUUAUCACCGGAUAUGUUUCUUUGACCAUCCUGUUUUGCAAUGUGUCUUGGUUCAUUGUCUGGUUCAGUCGUCGUGGUGAUGUCUCCUUGAAGCUUUCGGUUGUUUUAGCCCAGCGUUUUGGUGCUCUUCUAUUAGCUCUUGUCAAGUUCGUUUUGUGAUGUAAGGUUGACCUCUCAUGUGCUUAACUUUAUUUUGUUUUUCUUGUGUCCGGCUUAUUUGGAUGCUGAUGAAUGAGGCUUACUUGUUCUUUAAGUUUUUUGGGGGAAGCGUUAUGUCUUCAAAGGGGGUCCUGAGAUGCUCAUGAAUGACGCUUUCUUGUUCUUUAAGUUUUGUGGGGGAAAUGUUAUGUCUUCUAAGGGGUCUUGAGCUUUUGUUGAAGGUUAGUUAGUCUAUAUGUCAUGUGGUCUAGUGGACCGUCGACUCUGGUGGGUUGGCAGCAGCAAAACGAUAAUGCACACAUCACAUGCACCCGUACUUAGACAAUGUGCACUAGUUACCAUUUCUAUUAAAUUUAAGGUUUCGUUAGAGCUAAAUUUCGGUGAUGAUAAAUUGAUAAUACCGUUAUGCAUUUUGGAUGAUCAUAAAAUAGACUUGUGACUGAAAUUGUGGACUAUAAUGACGUAGUGAGACUUCUUAUGAUACCAUAAUCUCUUUUUCUUUGAACGUUUUAUACCUCACCAGUGAAAAAAAUCACGAAUUAUAACUUGGGUCAAGUUCGUUUCUUUUUACCUAUUUUCAACAUUUUGCAUGUAUUGCCGAUCAAAAUUUUAUUUUUGACCAAAAUAUUUUUAUAUUUAGUUGCUCAGAAAAAUUAUAUAUCUAGUCAGUCUACCAUGUGUUUACGUAUUAUAAACACAUGUGUUUUAUUGGUACAUAUGGCUAUUUUAGUUGUGAGUGGUCGUAAAUUAUGAAAAGAAAAUGAUAAAGUAGUAGAAAUAAAUAUGGUGAUAAACACGUAAUGGCUCACUCUAUCCCAAAGCUUCUUUAAAUAGCCGAACAUGUUAUAUUCUCUCUUGUAUCCAACUAAGUUGCACUACACGUCAACAAACUCAAUACACACUGAUUUUGCAAGUACAUACAAAAUUUCUUUUAAAGGUUUUUUUACACACGAAGUAUUCCAAAAUGGCUAGGGUCCAAGGUCUAGUUCUUCUUGGUUUAUUAGUAGUGUCAAGUUUAAUUAUGUUAACCGAGGGCCAGAGCCGAGUCGCAAGAAAAGACUUGGGGCUUGACCUAGGUGGGAUUGGGGUCGGACUGGGCGUUGGAUUGGGGAUUGGUAUUGGCGCCGGGUCAGGCUCUGGUGCUGGUGCUGGUGCAGGUUCAUCAUCUAGUUCUAGCUCUAGCUCGUCGUCAAGUUCGAGUUCUAGUGGUUGGGGUGAUCGAUCGGGAGCCGGCUCAUCUGCUGGUUCAUUUGCUGGCUCUAGAGCUGGAUCAGGAUCUGGCAACUAAAAAUAACUACGAUUUAUUUCUUACUUAAAGUGUGAACCAAAAAGUGUGUGUUUUAUGUUGUUGGUUUGUCGUGUGUGUGUACGAAGUUGAAUGAAUAAAAUGUCGUCGUAUGUUAUGUUUUGUUAAAGUUCAAAAAAAAGUUAUGUUUUGUUUGAGUCUGUAUCUUUCCAUAAAAGUCUAAAUUGUGAUAUAAUAUCUUUAAAUUUUGGAUCAGAGCAUCUGCAAUUGUAAUUAGGUAAUUCGAAUUUGGAACCAAGAAAGGAGACAAGCUUCGAACGAUAUCAAUAAAUCAAAUCAUGUGAUCACAAAUUAUAGUCCUUUUACUUCACAUGGUUAAACUCUUAAAUUGCAAGAACCAAAAACAACACUGUUCCGUCACUUUUUUUUGAACGACAAAUGCAUUAUAUUAGAAGAAAUUACGGUGCCGAAUACAUGUUAGACAGAGCCCUCUUUGCAAGAAGGUCAGCUGCCAUGUUCUCUGAGCGUGGAAUAUGCGAAAACGAAAUUACAGGGAGAUAACAAGUGAAAUUUUGGAUGUCCUGAAGAAUUCCAAAAAGUCCCUUGAUCGAGUCUUCCCCAUUGAUAGCUCUGAUGAUGAUCUGAGCGUCCGACUUGAAGACAACAUUGGUGAGGCCAAGCGCGUGGGCUUGGAAGAGCGCUUCUCUGAUUGCAAGACCUUCAGCAACUAGUGGUGAGGGCACGCAUUCCUCUGUUUUGCUACCUUGGUGUAAGACUCGUCCGGUGUAAUCCGUAAAAAUCCAAGCAAGGCCGGCCGUUUUUGAGUCCUCUCUCCAGGCAGCAUCGGUGUUCCGUCACUUAUGAAAGAGUUUCGUAUUUUUGUUAGUCCUAAUUCUCUAAAUUGAAUAUUACUGUAUAUUUAACGAGGUGCUCCACCUACGUAAUGAUUGUAUAUGAUUUGAAGUUUAUUGUUUUCAUAAUUUGUGUUUGUAUUAGAAGACACUAUUAAUAUACCAAGUUGUUGUCUACGUUCAAUCUAGAUGAACCAUUCCGAAUAUAAUGAUCAAUAUUUUGAUAUUAAAUUGCAACUGUGAUUAAAUUCAUUUAUUUCUGUAUGUAUCAAAACAAUCGACACAAAACCCAUAUAAAACGUUGUAAUCUUGGCGUCUCCGGGUACAUCUUGUUCUAGAAAACCUAAUAAAUUGAUAAAACUGUUAAAAGGAUCCAAGUUUUUAUUAAUAUUAAUUAUUGUUAUUAUAGUUUCAGAUUUACGAAAAAUAAAUGAAGCAAUCUAAUAUGAUUUAAGCAUGUUACAUAGCUUCAAG